Scomber scombrus (Atlantic mackerel) is the source of this 1640-nucleotide messenger RNA. It is a transcript of the gene sypl1, whose product is annotated as synaptophysin-like 1. NCBI's taxonomy places the organism in Eukaryota, Metazoa, Chordata, Actinopteri, Scombriformes, Scombridae. The coding region runs from base 1 to 816 and encodes 271 amino acids. Gene Ontology annotation, cellular component: synaptic vesicle; synaptic vesicle membrane. The transcript is spliced from 6 exons. The record is from RefSeq and is a predicted model, not a curated record.
AUGGGGAAUGAGAGAUUUGGAAAAACUCACACACCUCGGAUGAACAGCCCCAUUAAGCAGCAACUGGAUAAAGAUUUUUGGAUCAGAAGCAAAAUCAUGAUGACCGGAUUUCGGCUGAACUUGUCGCCGUUGAAGGAGCCGCUGGGCUUCGUCAAGCUGGUGGAGUGGCUCACGGCCAUAUUUGCUUUUGGAAGCUGUGGUGGAUUCUCAGGGAGGAACAUCAUAUCCCUCUUCUGUGGUGAUGGCAGAAACGAAACUCUCAACGCCAACUUUCACUACCCAUUUAGGUUAAGCCAGUUCCCACUCAUUGAGGGAAACGCCACUAUUUGUAAUAACUCCGUCACAGCAACAUACAUGGUGGGAGACUCUGCCUCUUCGUCUGAGUUCUUCGUGGGCAUCGCCAUCAUCUGCUUCCUGUAUAGCAUGAUAGCUCUGUUGGUUUACUUGGGCUACAUGCACGUCUACAAGGACUCUGACUUUGGACCCAUUUUUGACUUUCUGAUCACAGCGGCCCUGGUGUUCCUGUGGCUGGUGUGUUCAUCUGCCUGGGCAAAGGGCCUGCAGAAUGUGAAGGACGCCACAGACACUGACGGCCUCAGCGCCACACUGGGAUUUUGCAAGGGGAACAACAUCACCUGUGAGGUCACAGAGUUUGCCAACCUGCGGACGCUCAACAUCUCAGUGGUGUUUGGCUACCUCAACAUGUUUGUGUGGGCAGGCAAUGCCUGGUUUGUGUACAAGGAGACCCGUUGGCACUCUCAGAAAUUCUCUACCCAGUCUGGACCUGCAAGGCAACAGGUCCCUGCGCCCAUCUAAUACACACUGCAACACGCAGACACACACAGACACAGAGGUCACACACAGAGGAGACAGACACAAACAGACUCGCAAACAGCCACCGUUAGAGCACAGGUACACACACAUGCACACAUGCACACACACACACACACACACACACACACACACACACACACACACACACACACACAAAAUGCUCUGUGAAGACAAUAAGAUGAAGGAGAAUUUGGUGGAUCAUCAAUAUAAAAGCUAUUGUUUUGGAUUUCAGUGCGGUAGCAACAGUUUUACUAGUCAUAGGAGAGUUAAAUUGGCAUUUUAGAGCCCAAAAUGUCUUUAUCGUAUCAUUCCCUGCACAUUCAUGGUACACUUAUAUUGUUCAGAACAGUUCUAAAAGACAUGUAAAUUUCCCCAAAAAUAUUCUCUAGAGGGCUAAAGCAACCUUGCAGUGGUGGCAGCACAAGGAAAAUAGGCACCACAUCUAAUGUUUCAUCAGCUUUUAUGUUUUAUUUGUACCUGCUCCGUAUAUACUAUAGCAACACCAAUGCAAUAAGUAUGUCAAAGCCUUUAUUUGUGCCUUCUUACAGCAACACCAAGGUGGUUUCUUAAGCUUUAGUAAGCAGAUAGAAGUGCAGACAAUGACCAAAUGUGCUCACAACUUGAGCCAUAUAGCAGUGUUAUGGCUUGCACGUCUAGCAGUUCUCUCACUUCCCUGGUUCCCUUUUUAGUAUACUGGUUGAAUUUGUUCUGUUUAAUUGUAUGCUGAUGAAUGUAAGGUACUUUAUUGAUUUUUUUGUUUUUUUUUGUUAGUAAGGAUAUAAAUUUGAUUAAGAUGUUCAGGGCGA